AUGGUAAACAAAAGAGAAAGCUCCAACUCUUACGUUGACGGUAACAAAAAAGUGAAGCUUGACAAUGGCAAAAAAGAGGACAUCGCCAUUGACUCUGAAUUGUUGGGCGACCAGUCCUCCUACACCAAUUCGGGCAAUCAAGAUCAGAACGAUGUGAAGGACGAGGAAGCGGCUGUCGCAGCUGCUGCUUCUUUGGUGUCUGAGGCUGAUCCUGCCAAUGCUGCAGCCGCUGCUUUGAGCCACCAACAGCAGUCCCAUCACCACAAUCAUCAUCACCAGCAGCAGCAACAACAACAGCAACAACAGCAGCUGCAUGCCUUGCACCACAGAAUGUACGAGAAUGCCUAUGGCUCUCUGGUGCACGCUGCUGCCAGCCAACAGCAUCACAGACCCGACCUGACGAUGUUGCAGCCUACCACUUUGCCUCCCGUUAACAACAGCAAGCCUCCUCAUGGUUCUGACGAGUGGCACCGUGUCAGACGCGAAAACCACAAGGAAGUCGAGAGAAGAAGAAGAGACUCUAUCAAUGCUGGUAUCAAGGACUUGGCCGCUUUGAUUCCUACUCCUGACACUAACAAGGCUCAAAUUUUGCAAAGAGCGGUGGAGUUUAUCAAGAGGUUGAAGGAAAACGAAAACAACAACAUUGAGAAGUGGACUUUGGAGAAGUUAUUGACUGAACAAGCAGUCAGUGAAUUGAACGCUUCCAAUGAGAAGUUGAAGGCUGAGUUGGAGAGAGCCUACCGUGAAAUCGACUCCUUGAGAAGACAGCUUGACGAGAAGCAGUAA
Candidozyma duobushaemuli is the source of this 786-nucleotide messenger RNA. It is a transcript of the gene CBF1, whose product is annotated as Cbf1p. Lineage: Eukaryota; Fungi; Ascomycota; Pichiomycetes; Serinales; Metschnikowiaceae. The record is from RefSeq and is a predicted model, not a curated record. Gene Ontology annotation, cellular component: nucleus. The coding region runs from base 1 to 786 and encodes 261 amino acids. Gene Ontology annotation, molecular function: DNA-binding transcription factor activity; protein dimerization activity. The transcript has a single exon.